This is a messenger RNA of Pyricularia oryzae 70-15, 680 nucleotides long. RefSeq lists its product as uncharacterized. The record is from RefSeq and is a predicted model, not a curated record. The coding region runs from base 74 to 412 and encodes 112 amino acids. The transcript has a single exon. Lineage: Eukaryota; Fungi; Ascomycota; Sordariomycetes; Magnaporthales; Pyriculariaceae.
AAGCACGGCUGAGUGAUCCAAGGGAUGCUGCCAAGAAAAUCCAUCUAAGCCCAGGCCACUAAGCACAUAUAAGAUGAAGCUUGUCAACAUGCGGGGGCCUUGUUCUCCAUUUGCCACUUGCCAGCCAAGAACAGGGCAGGCUGUCGAUGCUCAUUGUUCAUUCGAGUGGGUUUCUUGCAUUUGCCCAAAAAAAGUGUCGUGGGGUCUGGCCGUCUGGGACAGUGGCAAAGUGGGCAAGAAAAAUCCAACAGACCAAAGAAAAUGGACCCCAAACUUCAAAGGCUUGUGGGCGUACCGCACCGCACGAGCUGGAGGGCAAACCGGGGUCCCAUCUUUGGCUGAUUUCGAUUCCAUUCAGGGGCUCCAAGCUCCUCCUAGUGCGGGCGCUGCCGUUGGUGGGCUUGAUGUCUGACGCCUGCAGGGGCCAAACGGUCUGGACUCAUCACGAUUGAUUUCUUUUUUUUGUGGAAAACCAUUCAACUUGUUACGCCCUGCUGCGAAGGACCUGUGUGUGGUUGUAAUUUGGUAAAAAAAUAUCGAUGCAAUUGUGCACGUACUGUACAUUUUAGGGCGCAGCACUUGCUGCCUUGCUCACCGCACUUUCGCGUGUUCCAAUGAGACAAGUCAGGUUGCUGAUUCAUUGCAUCAAUUCGCCGAUGACAAUAUAUGUGAAAUUAAAC